ACAGUUUUCAACAAGGCAUUGAAACAGUACCGACCACAGAGCUAAAAUAAGUGCAGGACGAAAAUCUUGGGAGUCUGACAUACUAAAAUUAAAAUAAAGGUUAAUUUUAUUAACAAAAGAGCCUGGAAAACAACAGCACCAUGACUAGCUACGAAAAUCUACCGUUAUAUUUAAUGAAUGUCAAAGUUUUCGUUAAAGUGGGACUCAUCGACUCAAUCGGCUGGAUCAAGCGAUUCUUGUUUGGCUUAAUAUUAAUAAUAUCAUUUGUGGGGCAAAUGAUAAAUGUGUUUAAGACAUGGAGUGUCGAUAUUGGCGAUACGAGUAUGAAUUUUUACUGUUUGUUGCUGAUGACACAUUGUUUAAUUCGUUUCUCGAUCGUGGUGAAGAAAGCCGAAAAAUUUGAGCGCUUCUUUCAAUGCAUCAAACAGUGGUACACUGAUAUCGAGCGUAAAGGCGAUCCAAAAAUGGUCGGUAUACUACAGGAAAUCACUAGAAAAACUCAAAAGCUGAGUAAACUGACCAUCUAUCUAGCCGCUUUAGCAACAAUAGCCGCAUUCUGCUAUCCAUUAUCAUUUGAUGAACGAAAACAUAUGAUAACCGUGCAAUAUCCAGUCUUCGAUGUCCUCCAAACACCAUACUAUGAACUCUUUUAUCUCAUGGAAGUUGUGUUUUUAACGCCGGCUAUUUUGGUUCUUUAUCUCCCGUUUACGAAUAUUUUACUCAUAUCUCUUAUGUUCGGCGAGUUGGCCUUAAAGGAUUUGUGUGUCAAGCUAAGAAAUAUAGGCAGUGAGAAUGAAGAAACCAUGCUACAGGACUUCAAGGAAUGUAUUGCGUAUCACGGAAAGGUUAUCGACUUGUGUGAUGAUCUCGAAGAUUUAAUUUCUGUGGAUGGAUUCUUUCACGUUGCGCUCUUUGGUAUGAUCCUCUGCAUGCUGCUUUUUGUCCUCUCAAUGGUACAUAAUCUCCGACUCAUUCUAAUGGUUUUCUUAUUUGUCAGUUUCAAUAUUUAUAUGAUUGGUAUUACCUAUUUUUAUGCGAACAAUCUGGCAACUGAGAGCCUUGAAGUGGCCAACGCCGCCUACGACACACCUUGGUAUAGAGGAAAUUUGGAAAUGCGUAAAUGUGUCAUUACUAUGAUCGCAAGAUGUCAGAAACCUCUACAAAUGACGGCCGGUGGUCUAUAUCCGAUGACUAUGGAGACUUUCCAAGCCAUAUUACGUGUUUCAUAUUCAUAUUUUUCCCUACUACAAGGUCUUAAUCAAUAAUGAGACUCUGUAAUUUUUAUUGCACUGUAGAACAAGAAUUAAACUAUGCUCAAAUAAACUUAAUUUACAAAAUA
This is a messenger RNA of Bactrocera neohumeralis, 1339 nucleotides long. Its product is annotated as odorant receptor Or2-like. Gene Ontology annotation, cellular component: plasma membrane. NCBI's taxonomy places the organism in Eukaryota, Metazoa, Arthropoda, Insecta, Diptera, Tephritidae. Gene Ontology annotation, biological process: sensory perception of smell; detection of chemical stimulus involved in sensory perception of smell. Gene Ontology annotation, molecular function: olfactory receptor activity; odorant binding. The transcript is spliced from 8 exons. The coding region runs from base 141 to 1265 and encodes 374 amino acids. The record is from RefSeq and is a predicted model, not a curated record.